AAGCCCAGGGGGCCUGACGGUGUUGGAUUUCUAUAAAAGCCCAAGCGCGGUCGGGGUAGAGCUAGUUUGGGGAAGAGUACGCAAAGUGAGCACUGGUUGAGACUGUCUUGCUGCGCUCAAAAAAGAAGAGGCCUGUCUUUUGCACCAUUUAAACACGUCUAGCGUCUUGUAGUAUCGGCUACAGUCCAAUUUUGACGAGUCUUUGUACCUCGAGAGAACCGUACGUCAUGCGGCAGGUACCUGCAGUGCUGAUGGGGUUUGCGACGCUCCUGACGGUCGCUUUUGCCGCCCCGCCCAUUGAAGUAAGCGCCCCGCCUCCACCAAUUACAGUGCCCGUUGUAACCAAGUACAUCACGUCCGAGGUGCAGACGCUGGCUCAAGAUGCAAGCAUCACGCUGAUUGGUCAUCUGUGUGAGCAGUCCAAGGGUCUGGGAGUCCAGGUGACAGUGCUACUCAACAACAAUCCUGACUGGGACACGUCUUUUGGUGUCCUGUGGUACUACGUCGUGGACGACCCAAAAAAGAAUAGUACCGCCGCGCUGUGCAGCAACUACCCCGCAGGUGUUCCAGGGGCUAACUGCACGGUGAAAGCAUGGCCGAGUGUCAGCGACAUCUACAUCAAAGGACAUGCUGGCCAAUCAGAGGCCGUCUCCUUCACGAUUGAUGUGGAGGUCAGACCAGCGGCCAGGCGUGGAGUUAAACUUCAACCAAUCACCUUCGCCAAGGCGCCCGUCCGGAAACUGGACUUCCCUCCCUCGGCCAACGAGCUGACCGUGUACCUGUCCGAGAUUGUAACCCUGGCAACCUCGCAAUCGCUGGCCUAUCACCAGAAGGCACAGUUGACUUUCACCUUCUGCCCAACUCCGCAGACCGGCACGCGCUACGAAGUACAGGCGGUAGUCACGGCCAUCGACGGACGAAGCUCCUACGCGCUGUACAUCUGUGACAAGCUGCCGUGUGUGGUGGACGGCCCGAAUGUCAUCGCUCACAAUGGUCGCCAGUUGCCUAGCAACACCGUCACCACGGCCUCCGGCACCUGGAAAACGCUGUACGCCCUCGUGGUAUGUUGGGGAGGCGUCUGGAACCCGACCCAACACGAAUACAUCGGCAAGUUCGUGUUCAAUGCUCACAUGAUAUAGGUCAUCUGUGCAGUAACA
This is a messenger RNA of Patiria miniata (bat star), 1157 nucleotides long. RefSeq lists its product as uncharacterized. NCBI's taxonomy places the organism in Eukaryota, Metazoa, Echinodermata, Asteroidea, Valvatida, Asterinidae. The coding region runs from base 228 to 1139 and encodes 303 amino acids. The record is from RefSeq and is a predicted model, not a curated record. The transcript has 5 exons.